AAAUUUCAUUUGACCUUCCAUUGGUUGUCUGCCAUGGAAACUGGCACAACUAGUUUUUGCAUCAAUCUUUGUUUGUUGCUAGCAUUAUGUUUUGCCACCAAAUGGCUGUGCCUCAAGAAAAGAAAAACACCUCCUCUUCCACCAGGUCUGAUGGGUUACCCCAUCGUCGGUUGCUUCCCUGAAAUGAUGAAAAAUAAGCCAACGUUCCGAUGGGUGCAGCAACUCAUGCAAGAAAUGAACACAGAAAUAGCAUGCAUCCGCCUUGGAAAUACCCAUGUUAUCUUUGUCACAUCUCCUCAACUUGCUCGAGAGCUGUUGAGGAAACAAGAUGUGAUUUUCGCCUCUAGGGCUGAUGUUUUAUCUGCCCGGCUAGCAAGUAAUGGCUACUUGACAGCAAUCUUCUCGCCAAACUGUGAUCAAUGGAAGAAAAUGAGAAGGGUUAUUGCCUCAGGAGUGCUUUCACCCACAAUGCACCAAUGGCUCCACAAUAAAAGAAGUAAAGAAGUUGAUCAUCUUGUGAAAUAUGUGUUUAAGCAAAGUCUCACAAAUGGACUUGUAAAUGUGAGAGUCGCCGCACAGCAUUACUGCGGGAAUAUGACUAGAAAAUUGAUUUUCAAUAAGAGGUUUUUUGGGACAGGAAUGGAGGAUGGAGACCCUGGAAUGGAAGAGGAAGACCAUUUGCACGGAGUCUUCACAAUCUUGAAAUAUGUGUAUGGGUUUGGAAUUGGGGAUUAUCUUCCAUGGUUGGAGGUUUUCGAUUUAGAUGGGCAUAAGAGGAUUAUCAAAGAUGCUCUAAAGAAAGUCAGAAAAUACCAAGAUCCGGAAAUUGAUCAGAGGGUUGAGAUGUGGCAACAAGGGAUGAAAAAAAUACAAGAGGAUAUCCUUGAUGUUUUCAUUAACCUCAAGGAUUCAAACAACAAUUCUUUGUUGUCGAUUGAAGAGAUAAAAGCAGAAAUUACUGAAUUCAUGCUGGCCACAAUUGAUAAUCCAUCAAAUGCAGUUGAAUGGGCUCUUGCAGAGAUGAUUAAUCAACCAGAUAUUCUUGACAGAGCAUGUAAAGAAUUGGACCAAGUUGUAGGCAAAGAUAGAUUAGUCGAUGAAUCCGAUUUGCCUAUGCUAAAUUAUGUCAAGGUUUGUGCAAAAGAGGCUUUCAGAUUGCACCCUGUAGCAGCUUUCAAUGUCCCACACGUAUCAAUAAAAGAUACCACUGUGGGUGGAUACUUCAUUCCUAAAGAUAGUCAUGUGUUGCUGAGUCGUCGAGGACUAGGGCGAAACUCUAGGGUUUGGAAAGACCCUCUCAUUUACAAGCCUGAACGCCACAUUAUCAAUAAAGACUCAAAAGUGUUGCUUGUGGAUCAUGAGUUGCGCAUGUUAUCGUUUAGUACAGGAAGGAGAGGAUGUCCGGGCAUCGUGCUUGGUUCUACCAUGACGAUCAUGCUUUUGGCUAGGCUUAUUCAAGGGUUUAGUUGGACUGCACCACCAAAUGGUCCAAGCAAUAUUGACUUGGUUGAGUCCGAUGGAGGUUUGCUAAUGGCCAAGCCAUUAGUUGCUCAUGCAGUGGCCCGGUUGGAACCAAAUGUUUAUCUAAAACUCAUGCAGUAAUAAUAUCAUGUGCGUCUGUUAAAUGCACAUCUUUUGAUAAACUAUAAGCAAAUUGGCCAUUACAUUUAUGUUUAGUAUGCGUGGCGUCUUUAUUCAUGUUAUGAAAGGUUUUUCGAAAG
Sesamum indicum (sesame) is the source of this 1721-nucleotide messenger RNA. Its product is annotated as valine N-monooxygenase 1-like. Gene Ontology annotation, molecular function: heme binding; iron ion binding; oxidoreductase activity, acting on paired donors, with incorporation or reduction of molecular oxygen. Lineage: Eukaryota; Viridiplantae; Streptophyta; Magnoliopsida; Lamiales; Pedaliaceae. The record is from RefSeq and is a predicted model, not a curated record.